Penicillium digitatum Pd1 is the source of this 1611-nucleotide messenger RNA. Its product is annotated as tRNA-dihydrouridine synthase family protein. Lineage: Eukaryota; Fungi; Ascomycota; Eurotiomycetes; Eurotiales; Aspergillaceae. The record is from RefSeq and is a predicted model, not a curated record. Gene Ontology annotation, molecular function: tRNA dihydrouridine synthase activity; flavin adenine dinucleotide binding. Gene Ontology annotation, biological process: tRNA processing.
AUGGCCUCCGAAACAAGCUCACCGAAGGGCAUUGAGCAGACCUCCGCGGCUGCGACUCAGCCCCAGGAGAAGCUCUUUGGAAGAAAGUUUUAUGAAAGCAUUGGCAGCCCAACAUAUGUCGUUGCCCCAAUGGUUGACAGAUCAGAAUUCGCGUGGCGCAUGCUCACUCGGUCUUUCAUGCCACCAAACGACCCGAAGCCUUUACUCGCUUACACCCCGAUGUUCCAUGCACGUUUAUUCGGCGAACAAGAGAACGUCCGUGCCAAACAUUUCCAACCUACCCGUAAAGUCAUCGGAGAGGACAAGGAUGAAUUGUUCCUUGAUGGAAAUCCCGCAAUUGACCGACCACUUUUCGUUCAAUUUUGCACAAAUAACCCCGACGAGUUCUUGGAGGCUGCCCGCCAUGUCGCGCCUCACUGCGACGCCGUGGACUUGAAUCUUGGCUGCCCACAGGGAAUCGCGAAAAAGGGACACUACGGAGCUUUCCUCCAAGAAGACUGGGACUUGAUAUAUAAACUUGUGCGUCGGUUGCAUACCGAGCUCUCAGUCCCUGUCACGGUGAAAUUCCGUAUUCAAGACACCAAGGAGAAGACUUUGGAGUACGCUAGAAUGAUUCUCUCCGCUGGGGCCAGUAUCAUUACUGUGCAUGGACGCAGACGGGAGCAGAAGGGUCACAACACUGGUGUCGCAGACUGGGGCUACAUCCGUUAUUUACGAGAUAAUCUCCCUGAAGAUACGGUAAUCUUUGCCAAUGGCAACAUCCUUAACUACGGCGAUAUAGAAACCUGUCUCGAGGCGACCGGAGCCGACGCUGUGAUGAGCGCAGAAGGAAAUUUAUCGGAUCCAUCUAUCUUCAGCAAACCGCCUUCGGCGGGUACCGAAGAAAGAGAAUAUUGGCGCGGUCGGGAUGGAAAGGGUGGUUAUCGAAUCGAUGCCGUCCUGCGACGAUACCUUGAUAUUAUCUAUAAAUACGUCCUCGAACAGCCGGUUCCAGAACGAAAGCCGCUUUAUCUCCCGUCCGACCCAGUUGAUGAGUUUGCAGAAACCAAUGACGCCGAAGAUAACGGCCAUGAAGACGGCCCGCUCAAGAAAAAGCAAAAGCGCAGCAAGGCCGAGAAGGGCAAGAAGUGUCACUCUGCCAGCCUUGGUUUCAUGCAAGGCCAUCUCUUCCAAGUCUUGCGGCCAAUGGUUGCAACCCAUACAAACGUUCGAGACGCUCUUGCGACAUCGAAACCAGGCGACAUGGCCGCUUUUGAGCACACACUGGCACUCCUUGAAGAGGCCAUCAAAGGUGGACUUCAGGAAUAUGAGGCAUCCCCCGAAAAGUUUGAAACACAACCAGAUGAGACUUUGAAGGGAUCUAAAGCAGUUAUUGCUGAAUAUGGAAGGCCUUGGUGGAUCUGCCAGCCUCAUAUUCGUCCUCUGCCCGAAGAAGCAUUUGAAAGUGGAGCGAUGCGUGAAAAGGGCACAAAACCUCUCGCCAAGAUUGAGAACGAAGAAAAGAACACGCCCAAGGAGACUUGCACUCCUUCCGAGGGCCCUGUCACGCCGGGUGAUGGGGCUGUCAUAACUGCCACCAAUCUCACGCCUGAUUCUCUCGUGAGUGGAUAA